GAUUUAUAGGUCAGAGAACUUUUCACACACAGUAUAUCCAUUUAUUGGAGUAGUAGUCCACAAACUUUCAAGUGUGUAAGAACCAAUAGGCUUGCUAAAACUACAGACUCAAGCUCUAACUGUACAGAAUUUGAUUCAGUAGGUCUGGGUAACACUAUAUUGCUUAGAUCUGGAAAAGAGAAGGGAAUGAGUAAAAAGGCCUAGGGAAUUAAAAAAACUAGGGAUUGCAUUUUUAAAUAUGCCAUAUGAUUCUAUUUGCCAUAUGAUUCUAUUUGUCUCUGUUUAUAUUUAAUGAUAUUUUGAGUAUCUUAACUGCCUUCUUAUAGGAAAUGCUUGAAUAGAAGCAUUCUUUUACUACUCAUGUGAAGCCACACCUAGCCAAUCUCCAAAUGGUACUGGGUUGUUGGUUUUUUCCUGUGAUGUAUCUGUUAUAGUCAUUCCUUCUGAUCCCAUUACAAUUCAGCUCUACCCUCUUAUUCCCCCAGUUCAGGCCUUAUGAGCUCAUACUUGGCCUUGGUUAGAUUUUGCUGAGCUAGUAACACCACACCCCAAAAUGUCAUGACUUAAAACAAUAGCCAUUGAUUUAGUCCUUGAUUCUGAAGGUCUCUGAUUUGUGGCUGGGCUCAGAAGGGCAGCUUUUCUGGUCUUGCCUGAGCUCACCCAUACAUCUGUGGUUAGCUGGGACAGCUGCUCCAAGUGGCCUCUCAUCACCUGGCAGCGUAGCCUGGGCUCACUCACAGUGGGGCAGGACAGGGCCAAGUGCAGCAGGAGCGCAACCCCAGUGUAGACGCUUUUUUAGACCUCUGCUACAUAACCUUUUUCUAACGUUCCAUUAGCCAAAGCAAGUCAUAGAACUCACCCAGACCCAGUGGAUGGAGGAAUCAACUUACUGCCUGCCUCUUAAUGCAAGAUCUACCAUGUCACAUUGAAAGAGCAUGAACAGAGGGAGAAAACUCUGUGCUCAUUUUCACAGUCUACUGAAUUAUCCUGUCUCUUCCUUGCAAGAUUUUCUGGCUGCAGGCUUUUGCUGUUCCAACCAAUCCUGCUUCCUGCUGUCACAUUCAUUUUCCUUAAACACUUUUCAUUUACAUCCCUGUUCAAAAACACCCAGAGUCUUCCUCUUUUCCCCACCUUGCCAGCUAUAAACUCUUCUGCCUAGCGUCAGAGGUCUCCUUAAACUAGCCUGACUCUAAAAGCAGAGCACAUAAUACAGGGAAAAAACAACCAGCAGCAAUCAAGAGAGGCCUGGGCACUAGGUCCCGCUUGGUCACACUAGCUUUUAACUUCUCUGGGCUUCCUAUUCUCCAUCUAUAAAAUGAGGGAGUUUGGAUUAAAUCUGAGAGGUAUUUUUUGGAUUCAAGAUUCAGGCUGAGUGUACCUACACCAAUUUAUUUCCAUUUACUCCCUAAAUAAACUUUCGACCCUAUUAAGACCUAGUUUCUUAUUUUCCUACUGGACAUCCAUGCUUGGGUUGCUCUUUGUGCUUUCAUUCCCUGCGUUUUCUCAAUCCAGAAUUGCCCUUUGCUUUCUGUACUGUUUGCUUUAAAUUCUGCCCGUCCCUUGUCUUUGUUAAUCUCUGCCAUUCAACUUGACACUUUAUUAUCUCUUACAUUAUUCAAUAUCUCAGUUGGUAGUCUUAUUGACCAGCUUAUAAACUCAUUGAAACUGUAUGUUAAUACAUCAACUCAGCACAUCAUAGGUGUCAAGCAAAUAUAUGUAGAUUAAUCCUAAAUUUCCAUCCUAGAAAUUUAGAAAUUUGGAACUUGUUGAUAACUUUUAAAACAAGGAGGAUAAAACUGCUGGAGCAGAGAUGGUGAUGGUGGUGUGGGUGUUUUGAGGCUUUUAUCCUGUUCUUCUGUAACCUGUCACCAUGACCCUGACAAAAGGUUCUUUCACCUACUCCAGUGGGGAGGAAUACCGUGGCGAGUGGAAGGAGGGCCGCAGACAUGGUUUUGGUCAACUGAUGUUUGCAGACGGUGGCACCUACCUGGGUCAUUUUGAGAAUGGGCUCUUUAAUGGCUUCGGGGUACUGACCUUCUCGGAUGGGUCAAGGUAUGAGGGGGAGUUUGCCCAGGGAAAAUUUAAUGGUGUUGGAGUCUUCAUUCGACAUGACAACAUGACCUUUGAGGGGGAAUUUAAAAAUGGCAGAGUAGAUGGUUUUGGCCUGCUGACUUUCCCUGACGGUUCUCAUGGAAUACCCCGCAAUGAAGGUCUGUUUGAGAACAACAAGCUGCUGCGGCGUGAGAAGUGUUCCGUGGUCGUUCAGCGGGCUCAGAGCGCCUCCAAGUCAGCCAGAAAUCUCACUGCGUGACGGGGCUUUUUGCGCCAGCUGACAAGUACUGGGUGAAGCAAAUAUCCCAUUAUUCUCUUGAGGUAAACAAACGAACCAGAUGUGAGAGGCGCUGAGAAUGACUGUGGAGCAGAAGCCUGGAGAUGUGCCCCAUCAGCUGCCAGUCAGGGAUUCGAUCGCAGGGAGGUGCUGAGGAUUCCGGCCCUGGGCCGGGAGCAGUUGUUGCUGUUCAGUCUUUCCCCUUCCUGUGUGUUGGUACUCUGUUGCUGAUGCCUCGGGUACCUGCUGCAGACCCGCUGCUGCCUUCUACUUCAUUUUCUGCCAAGGGAUGCAGAGUGUCGUCAUUCGGCCUGUAUUUGGGGCAGGUGAUCCUUGCUCCUAAUUAGGGCCAGGGCUUUGUGCUACCCUAGAGAAACAAGGAAAAAGGGGUGGUGUAGACAGUACAGCAGUCGUGUGAAUGUCAAGGCCAGAGCUUUCCUGUACAUUAUCUCCUCAUUCGCUGCUGGUUGGCGUCAUGGCUCCAGGUCAUCCACUUUGUCCAGUCAGACUUGUGUUUGUGUCUGUGUAUUCCCCCUGUGAAGGAUUCAACAAGAGUGCUAUUUCCCUCUCCUUUGACUUUAUAAGCUGCCUUCCUUACCUGAGUUCCAGCAGCCACUUUGUGCCCCAUUUGUGCCUCUUUCCUUACUUAGACAUGGGACAGGAUUCCUUUUUGUGAUAGUCAAGAAAGAAACAGAUGUAAACAGUCAUAUUCUAAGUUACAUUUAUUACUUACUCCAGGGCAAAGGGCAGACAUCUCUGGGCCACUUCAGGCCCUACCACAGAGUAAUUCAGUCUUUAGGGAUGGCUUGGGCUGACAUGGCUCCUUCUCAGUGGACCAGUAGGUCAGGCCACCUCAACCCCUUGAGAUUUGGGUAGAAUUGAACCUAUCGUAGGACUGCAGUGAACUGAAAGAGCAUUUGGCUCCUUGCAUGUGGCUCACCAUAAUCUUCUACCGUGAGCUUGGCCAUCAGCCCUGGGGAUCAGAUCUUGACUUAUAACAUCACAGAUGCAUCCAGUUACCCUGUGACCCAGCACAUCCCAUCCCACCCCCAGCCUCUUGCCUCACACUGAAUGUCUCCUUAACAGCAGACUGUGGUGGAAAUUAUAGCCGUGUGCCUCUAUUUAUUCUCUGAAUUGUACUGUAGAAACAAGUGUUGAUGAGGAAUAAACAAAUCACCAGAACUGCU
This is a messenger RNA of Manis pentadactyla (Chinese pangolin), 3516 nucleotides long. RefSeq names its product MORN repeat containing 4 (gene MORN4). The record is from RefSeq and is a predicted model, not a curated record. The transcript has 5 exons. Lineage: Eukaryota; Metazoa; Chordata; Mammalia; Pholidota; Manidae. Bases 1871 to 2311 code for a protein of 146 amino acids.